AUGAGUUUCGGCAAAACGUCCAUCAAGCUGCGAGGUGCAGAGGUCGGUAUUGAGGCCGUCAUGUUGGGAAUUGUCACAUCGAUAGGUGGCUUCUUGUUCGGAUACGACACUGGUCAGAUUUCCAGUAUGCUCUUGUUCAAGGACUUCAUCCGCCGUUUUGGUCAGCAGCAGCCCGAUGGCUCAGUUGCUUUCGACACCACUAUUCAAUCUCUGAUCGUCUCCACGAUGUCCCUUGGGACGCUUGUCGGUGCACUUGCUGGCGCCUACACUGCCGAUUGGUUCGGACGUCGACGCAGCUUGUCCAUCGGUGUAGCCAUUUUCGUGAUUGGCAACAUCGUCCAGAUCACUUCCAUGUACUCCUGGGUCCACUUGAUGGUCGGCCGUAUUGUUGCCGGUCUGGGCGUUGGUAUCCUGUCCAUUGGUGUCCCCAUGUUCCAGUCCGAGUGCUGCCCGCGUGAAAUUCGCGGUGCAGUCGUCGCCUCAUACCAGCUCAUGAUCACCAUCGGUAUCCUCAUCUCCAACAUUAUCAAUUUUGGUGUCCGUGAUAACCCCGGACAGGAUACCGACGCUUCCUGGAGAAUCGUUAUUGGUCUUGGAAUCGGCUUCUCUCUCCCUCUUGGUAUUGGUAUCCUGUUCUCACCCGAAUCUCCUCGCUGGCUUGCUGGGCGCGGUCGCUGGGAGGAAGCACGCAUGUCGCUUGCUCGCCUGCGCGGAAAGAAAGAAGAUCCCAAUGACGAGCUCGUUAACGAUGACUUCAAGGAAAUGCAGGAGUCAAUCGCUGAGCAGAGCAAGGCUGGCCAAGGUACCUGGGUAGAAUGCUUUACUGGACAGCCUUCCGGUAUUCCCCGUAUUGUUUACCGUACUCUGUUGGGUUGCGCGCUUCAAUUCUUUCAGCAGUGGACUGGUGUAAACUACUUCUUCUACGUAAGUCUUUCCAACGCAAAAGACACAUUAUAUACUAACGGCUGCUUCAGUACGGUGCGACGAUCUUCGAAGCCGCUGGAAUUGAUGAUCCUAUCCAGACGCAACUGAUUCUUGGUGCUGUCAACGUUGCCAUGACCAUCCCCGGUCUGUGGAUGAUUGAGCGUUUUGGUCGCCGUAUGCCGCUUGUCUUUGGUGGUCUCUGGCAGGCAACCUGGCUGCUCAUCUUCGCCAUCAUCGGUAUCGUCCGCCCACCGACUGAGUACGCAGACUCCGGUAUCGUCAUGAUCGUGUGCGCUUGCAUGUUCAUUGCAUCUUUCGCUUCGACCUGGGGACCCUUCAUCUGGGUCGUCAUCGGCGAGACCUUCCCCCUACGCACUCGUGCCAAACAGGCCUCGCUGGCAACUGCUUUCAACUGGCUCGGCAACUUCCUGAUCGGUUUUCUAACGCCAUACGCAAACGAUGGUAUCGGCUACGCCUUUGGAUUCGUCUUCUUUGGGUGCAACUUCUUUGCUGCGGCUCUUGUGUACUUCUUCGUGUUCGAGACCAAGUCCUUGUCGCUCGAAAGCGUCAACGACAUGUACAUGGACCAGUCUAUCAAGGCGACAAAUAGCAAGAGCUGGGUACCUGUUGGCUACCUCAGCCGCAACGAGCGCGACAUGGCUUACUGGCAGCGACGCCCGUCGAUCCUCGAGGAGCGCGCAGGCGCUGCGCACGUCCCGAGGUCGGUCGAUGAGAAGCUUGACGACAAAGACGCUGACAGCACUCCUCGUAACAGGUCGAUGCAUCGCGAGACCGUCGGCGAUGACCGCCAGGUUUAG
Messenger RNA from Ascochyta rabiei, 1742 nucleotides. Its product is annotated as hexose transporter hxt5. The coding region runs from base 1 to 1032 and encodes 343 amino acids. Gene Ontology annotation, cellular component: membrane. Lineage: Eukaryota; Fungi; Ascomycota; Dothideomycetes; Pleosporales; Didymellaceae. The transcript has 2 exons. Gene Ontology annotation, molecular function: carbohydrate:proton symporter activity. Gene Ontology annotation, biological process: transmembrane transport; carbohydrate transport. The record is from RefSeq and is a predicted model, not a curated record.